CUCCUCUCACACGUGUGCUGAUCGUCAGCCUUACAUGACAACCACGUUUUCUUGAACUAUAUUCUCUCCUGCCCCUCGACUGUCGCUGCUUCUUCUCUCUGUAGUUUCUAAUUAUUUUCUACCAUCAUACCUUGCGUCUUGGCAUCUAUAUGGCUCUGUAUAGACGCUUAUCCCCGACCGGUGUCGGUGGUAUAGACCCCGACGCUGACAGCGACAACGAGGAUAGACGUUCGCAAGCACCCAAGACGACGCGACGACUUCAGACCUCCGCGGAGAUUCCUCCCUGGUAUGGCCACAACAGCUUUAUCCGUACCGGCUAUCGCCCUAUUACCGGUUCCGUUAAGCUAUGUUUUGAGAGUCUGGGAUAUGUUCACAAUGAAACUGCCAACAUAUACACUCACUUGGUGCCCGCGGUGAUUGCUGUUGUAGGCAACUAUGGCCUAUAUGUAUACUUCAGCUCUCACUACCCUAAUGCGUCAUGGAGAGAUCAGUUGGUGUUUCACAUAUACUUAUCGACGUCUGUUAUCUGCUUCGGAAUCUCGUCCAUGUACCACAUGCUGUUGUGUCAUUCUGAGGCAUAUGCGAGCCUAUGGGCACGGUUCGACUAUGCUACUAUUGUUGUUCAGAUCUUGGGGUCGUUCAUCUCUGGCAUCUACAUAGGCUUUUACUGCGAGCCUCACUUACAGAAACUCUAUUGGACGAUGAUAGGUUCACUGGGAUUGCUCACUGGUAUCGUAGUUGUGAAUCCCAAAUUUCAGAGUCCCAAGUGGCGGACGUUACGAGUCUCUACCUUUGUUGCUACUGGCCUCUCUGCUUUUGCACCCAUCAUACAUGCCGCUACUAUCUUUCCGUAUGCUCAGCUUGAUAAGCAAGCUGGUCUUCGCUACUAUUAUCUUGAAGGCGUUGCAAUGUUAACGGGAGUAUUCUUUUACAUUACUCACUUCCCAGAGUCUCGAAAGCCCGAGAAAUACGACAUUUGGGGCGCUUCUCAUCAGAUAUUCCAUAGUUUCGUGGUGCUCGGAGCUGUCAUACAUUUCUACGGCAUUUUAAACGCGUUCGAUUGGAACUAUAAUAACCCACGUUGUGUCUGA
Molecule: messenger RNA, 1091 nt
Organism: Trichoderma atroviride IMI 206040
Lineage: Eukaryota; Fungi; Ascomycota; Sordariomycetes; Hypocreales; Hypocreaceae
Biological process (GO): intracellular zinc ion homeostasis
Cellular component (GO): membrane
Molecular function (GO): signaling receptor activity
Source: RefSeq, a predicted model, not a curated record